UACUUAGUGGCAUCUUAUUCAGUGAAAGAUGUUUAUUUCAUUAUUGGUUUACCUAAAUAUUCAAUUGCAAAAAUGGAAAUUUUACUCGCAAAUGUUAAUAACAUAGAUUUUAAAAUUGAACGAGAUUUGAUUGAACAAAUUGGUGCCGUCGCUUUACCAUUCUUCGGAAUGGACAAAUCGAUGGCUGCCGUUUGUCAAUUUGUGAGUACCCAAAAUGGUUUGGAGUGUGAGAAAGGCUCAUCCUGCCCCUUCCGUCAUAUUAGAGGAGAUAGAACUAUAGUGUGCAAGCACUGGCUAAGAGGAUUAUGUAAAAAAGGAGACCAAUGCGAAUUUUUACAUGAAUAUGAUAUGAAAAAAAUGCCAGAAUGUUACUUUUACUCUCGAUUUAAUGCGUGUCAUAAUAAGGAAUGUCCCUUUCUUCAUAUCGAUCCGGAAAGCAAAGUAAAAGAUUGUCCAUGGUAUGAUCGGGGCUUUUGUAGACACGGGCCGCAUUGCAGACACCGUCACGUACGUCGUGUACUUUGUAGUAAUUACUUGGCCGGCUUUUGUGAAAAUGGUUGGAGUUGUAAAUUUAUGCAUCCCCGAUUCGAACUGCCUCCAAUUUCAGACACGACAAAAGAAAUUUUGCUUAAAAAGGUGCCAACUUGCCACUUUUGUGGAGAACUGGGACAUAAAGCUUCGGCGUGUAAAAAAAAUCCUGAUGCUAACGAAAGUAGUGAAAACCGUUUCAAAUUUAAUGGCUUCCAAAAACAAAAUCAAGCGUACAGUUUUAAAGAAAACACAGAAGGUAAAAACGGAACUGAGCAUGUGUCGUCGAGUAAUAACUUUACAAAGGUGCCAAAGCCUUUAGAUGAAAUCACUUGCUACAAAUGUGGAAAUAAAGGGCACUACGCAAAUAAGUGCCCUAAAGGUCACUUAGCAUUUUUAUCAAAUCAGAGAAGCCACAAAUAAAUAAAUUAGCAAUGAAAUAACCAAUUAUUUCAAUUAUAGUUAGUAUACAAUACUUCUUAAUUUUUAAAUAUACACAGUUACAGAGUUUUGACCUAGUUCAAAUACUUACAUGGAUAUUUUCGUACUAUAUAAAAUUUAAUUUUUUCUACUGAAAAUAUAGUCGGUGCAUUCUCAAAAUUUUACAGAAACUGGGAUAAAAACCUAAAGAAUCUAAGCAUUUCUUUCGAAGUUAUCUGGAAAUAUUGUAAUAAAAAUAUAUUAGUAUAAACUGUGUAUACAAUUGUUAAAAUGUUCACAUUAGAAUACUUUGUAUUUUUAUACCACACUCUGUUCGAUCCUAUAUAAACCAAAGAGGAAGAAACUUAUGAAUUUUACUUCAAAAUUUUAAUAAUGCUUGCAAACAAAAGUUCUAUUGCGUUUAAAUAUAUAUAUACGCGAAUAAUAGUGACGAAAAAGAUUUCAACAAAUAUAAAGGUAGGACUUUAAUCGGUUUCUUGACUUUAAAUUUGGCCUUCGUCAUAGUUAGUUUUUAGAAUUAAUAAAUGAAGUGCCUUAAAAAUUAAAUUAUAUUCGGUUCACAAGUCUUGAUGCAUUUCUAAAGCUUAAACCUAUACAUAAUACAAUUGUAAAAUGAAUAGUUAAAAGACACAUAGACGAAAAGGUUAAAUAAACUGAGUGUAAAGUCGUUUUCCACAAAUGUGUGCAAAGCUAUGAAUACUUAUUCAAUUGGAAAUAAGUUAAGAAAAUGCAUUUUAAUAAUCCCUAAACCUUUUUAUUAAUUGAUGUUUGAGAGUUCAAAGGUACAACUUGGUGAUUAAAAGAUAAUUUGAAAAAGUGUAUUAAAGAGUAAUAAAACGAAA
Molecule: messenger RNA, 1811 nt
Organism: Bactrocera dorsalis (oriental fruit fly)
Lineage: Eukaryota; Metazoa; Arthropoda; Insecta; Diptera; Tephritidae
Gene: Clp
Product: cleavage and polyadenylation specificity factor subunit 4
Exons: 2
Coding region: 73-951 (292 amino acids)
Molecular function (GO): RNA binding; zinc ion binding
Source: RefSeq, a predicted model, not a curated record